Boleophthalmus pectinirostris (great blue-spotted mudskipper) is the source of this 1925-nucleotide messenger RNA. RefSeq names its product homer protein homolog 3. Lineage: Eukaryota; Metazoa; Chordata; Actinopteri; Gobiiformes; Gobiidae. Gene Ontology annotation, cellular component: cytoplasm; postsynaptic density; plasma membrane. Gene Ontology annotation, biological process: regulation of store-operated calcium entry; G protein-coupled glutamate receptor signaling pathway. Bases 469 to 1362 code for a protein of 297 amino acids. Gene Ontology annotation, molecular function: G protein-coupled glutamate receptor binding. The transcript is spliced from 8 exons. The record is from RefSeq and is a predicted model, not a curated record.
UGCUCCAUCAUCUCCAACAGUGGCCUAGAGUAUCGAGGAAUAGAUUCAAUGCUCAAUACUGAUUCUAAUACAACGAUGAUAAUAAACAAUUUUUGUUGACUUAGUUCUCACCUCAGAUCUGGCAACCCUGAGUGAGGUGAGUGAGUGUUAGCGCGAGACCGGCAGGGGGUGGUAGCGCGCACGAGGAGGAGCGCACGCGGGGAGUGGGCCGGUGAGUGAGCGCGUGGUCAGUGAGCGCGUGGUCAGUGUGUACGGAGCGGCAUGGACGGACAGCCGGAGGAGCCGCGCGCGCAACGGGACAAAGAGCCGUGUCCCCCCGCACACGAGUGACCGCAGCCCCGCACACUCCGGGACGAAGACUCGGGCAAAGGCUGGGGACAAAACUGCACAUUGAAGAAUAUUUUGGUCCUUUUUGAACCUUUAUAAAUCUUGAUUUUUGCGUUGCGAUGGGAAAAGAAUUCCUCUAAGAUGUUCACUCACCACAGAGACCGGGAGCAGCCGAUCUUCAGCACACGGGCCCAUGUGUUCCAGAUCGACCCAACCACCAAGAGGAACUGGAUCCCGGCUAGUAAACACGCCGUCACCGUCUCCUUCUUCUACGACGCCAACCGCAAUGUUUACCGCAUCAUCAGUGUGGGCGGGACCAAGGCCAUUAUCAACUGCAGUGUGACCCCGAGCAUGACCUUCACAAAGACGUCUCAGAAGUUUGGUCAGUGGGCGGACACCAGAGCCAACACCGUGUACGGACUCGGCUUCGCCACCGAACAGCAGCUGCAUCAGUUCUCAGAGAAGUUCCGGGAGGUGAAAGAUGCUGCCCGUUUGGCCAGAGAGAAGUCCCAGGACAAAGAGCUGGCCAACACUGCGCUCACCAUCGCCGCCCCUCAGGACCUCUCGGACUCGCUGCAGUCUCCUCCUGUGGUGAAUGUGAACGGCCCAGAGGACAAACUGUUCCGGAGCCAGAGCGCAGACAUCACUCUGGCCGCAGAGAAGGAACGCAUAAAGAAGAUGCUCUCUGAAGGGUCUAUCUGUGAGAUGAACCUGGAGGCGGAGCUCUUCUCUCUGCAGGACAGUAACUCGAAGCUGGUAGCAGCGCUACAUGAAGCUAACACUAAUGUGGAGCAGUGGAAGAAACAGCUGGCAGCCUAUCAGGAGGAGACCGAGAGGCUGCGUGACCAGGAGAUGGAGAUGCGUAAUGCGGAGCUGGAGCGUCGUGUUCAGAACUCUGAGCAGAGCCUGAGUAAUUCCCUGGACGAGCGCGACCGCAUGGACACUGAGCUGCAGAGAGCCAUCGAGAUCCUGGACAUCAAGAUCUUUGACCUGAAUGACCUGCGCCAGAGCCUCUACAAACUCAUCAGUAAAUAGGAGUAGUGCGGACUAGGAUUUUCUAAAGUAUCGAAAAUCAGAUACUAAUCAACUUUAAAACUAGUAUCGAAACUAGAUACUUAUGUGAGCAGGUAUCGAUACUAAAAAAGUCCCAUUCACAGGACACAAAUGAACAUUUCCUGAAUAGCUUUAGAAUGAUCUGGAGCUGCAUCAGAACAAGUAUAAGAGCACAUAGACUAGUAUACACACAUGGACACUAUGAACCUACCUAGAUGACUAGGCCACAUGGUAAUAUAAAAGAAAGAUCUAUUAUUUAAUGUUCAAAAUCAUAUUCUAUUGUCUAAAGAGGUUUUAAUUAUCAUAGUGGUAUCGGAAUCAGUAUUGAGUAUUGAGUCUAUUUCUUAGUAUUGAAAUCGACUUGAGUUUAACAAUACCACCACUACUACUACUACACUAAUAUACAUGCAGAGUACUACAGGAGGUCAAAGGCCAGAGGGACUGAGCUGGUCACUGUUUCCUCCCUCACCUCUCACUCAAGGCUAAAGGAAAGUUGGAGUAUUUUAAAUAACUGUUGUGCAUUAAAUCUUAUGUCGCUUUAUCAA